AGCACUCGUCAAUAGGGUAAGGACUUAGUUGCCAACUGAGGCAUAGUUUCAAGCUUAUAUAUUCAAAAGAAGUGUUCGCGCUAUCAAAGAACGCAAAAUGUUGAAAAUCGCAUCCUUGUUCCUGCCCCUGUACGGCGGGGGCGUCGUCUGGCAGAUACAACUUUCCGCAUUUAAUAUCGCAGUCCUGGCCGCGGAACAGGAGCAACCAGCCGAGAGCGAAGCGGUGUUGGCACAAUACCUGCAGAAAAUGAUUCAAGCCGAGCGGGAGGAACAGGAACGCGAGGCACAAAAGGAAAAAUUGCGGAUGAACACCAUGGGCGAUAAUCAGCAGGCGACUUACGCCGGUGCAGCACUGAAGUCGGAGGACAUGCAGUCCGGUGGCGCCGCAAAGGAUGAUGAAAGCAAAACUUCCGCAGGCAAGACGGCUCGAAACGUUCGUGUGCCUGCUUCGUCCGAGGUCGCCACCAAAGUAGACAAUGCUGGUUCAACAUCUUCGCAAAGCUCUGGCGGACGAGGAGUGUCGGAACGACAGGAAGUGGUAGCACGACUCCCAGCGGAGCAGCAGCGGCCAGUAGCGAUGGCUGAGAAAAACGAUGAGAUGAUGGCCGCCCUGCUGUUGCAAAGGCUGUUGGGACAACAGAAUGAGAAUGCGCAAGGCACAACUCCAGAUGAAGUGCAGGCAACGCCAGCUGGAAACUUUGUCCCCAUAGUCCGACGGAGCGGUCCCGGGGGCGCUCCGAUGAUCGGAUUUCCUGGAGCUGUCGAACAACAGCAGGAGGUGCCGCAGCCGCGGGAACCAGCACAAGGGCAGCAUCAACAAACAGCGCAGGAGGCACAAGAGCAGCGCGCUCCGGAAGAGGUCUUCGUCGUGACGCAGCAGGGGCAGCCCCCGCGCGUCAUCGUGAUGCGGCCUCCCAGCCCGGACGGUCGUAGCGGCGGUGCCAGCAGUGCGGCGCGCGCGCCGAUGCCGGCUGCGAGUCCUGCUCCCGUUCGGAAGCAUGAAGAUUCCCCACAGGAUGAAAACCAGGAGCUGCUCGCGAAGCUGCUAGCUGAGUUGUCGCAGUCAGGUGGCGGAAGUGAUGCUGCAGAGCACGAGGAUGCAGCUUCGGUGCCUGGAAGCCACUAUGCUGGCAGCGGAGGAAUGGGACACCCGCAGGGCGGUCGUUCGGGGGAAAAGCAGCAGCCGAACGGGCAGGCAAAGCGGAGUCAGGAAAGUGCCCCUGUCGUUGCUGCGAAAAGCAGUGGCGUCGGCGAACAGGAACCGGACCAGGCGCUUUCUGCACUGCUUGCCCCGUUACUGGCAGAUGGGCCGCCCGGAGCCCCCGCGGACGAGCAGAAACAAGAUGGUGCGCAUGCGGAAGAGGAAGACGAGGCACAAGCACAAGGCUCUACAGAACGGGAACAGCAGUCCAAGACACAUCCCACGUCCUCUGCCCCGGCGGCAAGUCCGCAAGAGCAGUUGCAACUUGCAGAGGCCCUGGCGAAUCUGGGGCUCCUCACGGGUGCGGGCGCUGCUGCAGCGGAGCCUGCGGAAGGUGGCGGCGCAUCGGCGCAGGGAGUGCGGCAGAGACGACCGAACACGAAAAACACUGACGCACGGAUUGAAUCGGCGCCUACUGGAGCUUCAGAACAGGAAGAGCAGCAAGCCGAAGGGGAACCUGAAGCGCAGCCCGAAAGUAGUUCUACUCCGGAGCAGCAGCAAGACUCCACGACUGCGUCCUCCGUGCAGGCGGCACCUGCUGCUGCCCCCGUUGACCAGCAAAGCUCUGCGCAGCGAAGUAGCGAUCACGACGUGGGGCAACAAUUGCUGGCGCUGCUGAAAGAACGCGGUUUACUGCUGCCAGAAGCUGCUGGAAGUGCGGUGGAUGCUCCCUCGCCGGCCGCCCCAUCAUCCGACGCUCAGGCAGCUUCCGCGUUCCUGCAACUCCUGCAGGAGGCCCUGCUUGCAGGAGGGAGCGUGCGGGUGCUUACCCCGGACGAGAAAGAAUUCCACCAGGACGAGGCGGCUUCGAAAGCUGAAUCGAAAGAGCACGUGGCGGAGGGGUUCAACCUGGACUCAAUCACGGAGUGCGGCCCGGGUUUGGCCUGUCCGGGGCAAGAGGAGGCUGAGCCAAAACCCGCACGAAAAACGGACUCCUUCCUGCAGAUGAACGUCGGUGGCAGUGGGGAUGCUGCCGUGGCACCAGCGGCGGGCGGUGGGGAUGCUGCGGUGGCACCGGCGGCGGGCGGUGGUGGUCGAAGCAAAGGCGGGCUGAGGAUCAUCAGACUGCAGCGCCGGUCGCGAGACCCAUCACAGGGUGGUGUCUUACCCCAACAGGAUCCCAGUUCCGACAGCGGGAACCAGGCAGCAAUGCCGUCGAAGGACUUUUCUGAGCAGGAGCGAAUGGCGGAGGAGGAAAAUUUUGCGGUGAACAACGAAGAAAGGGGUGCCUCAUCGAAGGGUCCGCCACGGGAUGAUCCAUCACAGACCCAAAUCACGAAUCCGGCAAGUGCGAACAAUAAUCCGCCACAGCUGCUUGCCUCGGAGCAGUCCACGAUGACCGACACGCGGGAUGCGGCACAGCAGGCAACGCAGCAGCCCGCGACGGCUAGUGUUUCGCAGGAGCAUGAUUCGCAACACGCGAAUCCGGCACAGAACGCCUAUGAGAACUACACCCCGACGAACGCUGCGCAGCGAGGUGGUGACUCGACCGCGAGCACUGCAGCGUCCCAAGAACCACAACCGUCCAGUCAGCCGCCGGAUCCGUACGCAUGGUACAAUAACGAAAUCCAAGCACAGCAAACAGGGAAGCGGAACUUGCCCAAGCUGCCGGCGAUGGAGGCGCUAGAAGACCGUUUGCAUGAACUUGAAUACGAGCAAACGGCGCGGCAAGGACGGUGGCCCUACACAGAAUGGAUUUACAACGGGAUCAAGAGCGCGGUGUUGGGGCUCGGAAAUUUACCCACCUUGAUCCGCGAUUAUUUCUACGGCGAAAACAGCAGCGGGAACGAAAAUGGAGGAAAUCCUGACUCUGCUGCUGUUGGCUCAAGUUCCGCGAGUUCGAACGAUAAUGAGAACCAGCAGCAGGUCCGUGGUAGCUCGUCCACGACCACGGGAGCGCAGAACGAAAACUUCGCAGCAAACAGUUAUGACCAGCAGUCGAUGGCCCCGAAUUUCUAUCCCGCCUCGCAAUCAUCGUACAACUCUUACGCUCCACAACAGAAUACCGUACCCAGCGCUCCUUCCGACAAGAAAUCGAGCGCAUUCGCUCAACUUGAACACCCCGGCGUGCAGAGAUCGUUCGGCUCCAUGUUGCCGACGAAUUUCCUGGAGCUUGAGCACGUGAAUCUGCACAAGAAACGCAACGGCGCCCGGGAAUUAGUGUCGUUUCAAGAGCAAUUGCAGCAUCUCCAGGAGCUCGAAGAGCAGUUCUAUCCAGCGAGUGGCACGACCACCAGCGAAAGUCUGCAGGUGAAACCGGCACCAGCGAAGACAAAGCGUCGCCACCGGGGCCACUACUCCAGCGGCGGGGGCAUGUCUGCGAGGAGGAACAGCAACCACGCCGCGGUUUCCGAAGUUGCGGUUUUCGUCCCUCCCGAAGUAGAUGCAACAGAGCGUGCAGCGAGAGCAUCAAGUGUCAGGCACGCAGAAGAAGAGUCUUUUUCUCUUCUGGAACAACCAGGCAGCGGCCUUUCGCAGACCGACGAAUUGAUGAAGAUGUUUGCCGUGAGCAACAGAAAUGCGACAAACGGAACCGCAGGUGCAAAUGCCACUGCCGACGAUUCGUUUUCGAUCCCGACCAGCACCGACGAGGCAGAGGAGUUCCUGGACACCUGGUUUGGGAAGCUGGUGCUCGGCUUGGGGAUCACCGGCGGGGGUGUUUCCUUGACGGCCCUGAUCGCGGUCUAUACGUGUUACUCAAGGGUGGCGUGGCUCAUCCCCUACCUGUGCUACCCUUUCCGCUGCCUCUACUGCUUGUGUCAGUGCUGCUGUUCCACGGGCGGAGAGAAGGAACAGGCGGGGGCGCAGGAAGACGGGCCGGUCGAAGAAGUUUGAAGGAAGUAGACACGUAUACACCACUAAGUAAGAAGCUUUGUCUUGAAAAGGAAGCGACUAUGUAACAAACUAAAUGUACCGAAUAGGAGAUCAUAGCUGUGCCUGUAAUUUAUGACUUUUUCGUAAAAUCCAGAUGAGGAUACCCUAUCUAAGUGUAAGUGAUUUGUACAAAAUCCUAUUCCUUGUUCUGUAUGUAAGAUCCUAGAUCAAUGUACCUCCUUGAAGGCAAACAAAUUGAAUUCCUUGAUGAGUAGUAUUGUAUGUAGUGAGGUCACGAACGUUCUAAUCUAGUGGUUUUUUUGACAGGCAGUGCGCAAAACGACCGGCAGUUUUCAAGCGGCCGGAAGUGUUUUUGGGCAUAAAAAAUUUUCAAUUCUCAAGCGGCCGGGGCUUUGCCGUCAAACAAGCCCGAGCGGAUUCUAUCGAUUCCCGCUUGAUAAAACGACGCAGGGGAGCCGGCAAAAGGGGCGCCCUUCUGAGGCGCCCACCGCCUUAGUUUCUGGCGGUUUGGGCCGCCCAAAAAGGGGCGUUCAAAAAGCAGCAGUCCGAAAAAAACAGCGAAGCCGCAUGGUAUGGGCCCCAUUUUGGCCCACAUCCGGGCCGCCCAAAAGACGCCACCAAAAUCCGCCAUUUCAGAGGCGGACUUAAGGCCAGAAGAUGCGGCGUUUUAACAAAAAAAACCAAAAAAAACAAAGUCAGCCAAAAGCAAAAAGCGAAUCCGCAUGCUAUGGGCCCGAUUUGGGGGCCCAUGGGGCCGACCCGGGGGUGGGGCCUGGCGGGGCCAUAGCAUGCGGCGAAGGUUUUUCGAUUCGAAACCAAAUGGAGGCCAGUUCUGGAUCGACAUUUUUAGCGACCGCCGUGCCGUCGUGCAUAACAUUACUCACGAUGGCGCGGUGGGCAGAGAAGUCGCUUCUGUUUUUAGCGUGAAGACAAAAAAACCGCCAUGACCUCACUACCCCCGCUGAGGCGGCUA
Molecule: messenger RNA, 5009 nt
Organism: Amoebophrya sp. A120
Lineage: Eukaryota; Dinophyceae; Syndiniales; Amoebophryaceae
Source: the annotation of a GenBank genome assembly